AUGUCUAUACCAACGGUUGUGCUCAUCACCGGAGUCAACAAAGGUAUUGGCAAGGGACUUCUGGAAAAGUACCUCGCCCGACCCAACCACACGGUCAUCGGUAGCGUGCGGGAUACCAAAGCUCAAGCAUCCCAAGACUUGGACAAACUUCCCAAAGCAGAAGGCUCCCGCCUCCUUCUCGUCGGUAUCGACAGCAUUUCAUCAAACGACCCUCUUGAAGCGUUCAAGGUCGUUGAAGCAACCGGAAUCAAGCAUGUAGACCUUAUCAUCGCCAACGCUGGUAUGGGCCCGAUGCCACCGAAAAAGCUGGACACUGCCGAGAUCGAGACCAUCGAGUACACCCUACAAGUCAAUACCCUGGGCCCCAUUCGUCUCUUCCAGGCUUUCAAGCCGCUUCUCGACAAGUCCAGUUCGCCUAAGUGGGUUUCGGUAUCGAGUGGCGCUGGCUCUAUUACCAACUGCGAAAAGUACAUGGCGUUCUAUGCCGGUGCUUAUGGUGUGUCCAAGGCCGCUCAAGAUUGGUUUACUGUAGCUAUUCAUGCCGGCAACCCUUCGCUGGUCGCCUUUGCUAUUCACCCUGGCCAUGUUCAGACGGAAAUGGGUAACAUUGGUGCGCGCAUCGUGGGACUCAAAGAAGCACCGCAUACGAUUGAAGAGAGCACUUCGAAGACGAUAGAUUUGAUCGACAACGCAACCCGCGAAAGUACUUCGGGCAAGUUCAUCAACGUCAUUACCGGCCAGGAGGUUCCCUGGUGA
Colletotrichum fioriniae is the source of this 756-nucleotide messenger RNA. RefSeq lists its product as uncharacterized. Gene Ontology annotation, molecular function: alcohol dehydrogenase (NAD+) activity. The record is from RefSeq and is a predicted model, not a curated record. NCBI's taxonomy places the organism in Eukaryota, Fungi, Ascomycota, Sordariomycetes, Glomerellales, Glomerellaceae. Gene Ontology annotation, cellular component: cytoplasm.